UACGGGCCGAGGAACAGGCAGAGGCAGAGGCCAAAAGAGAAAGAGAAGAGAAAAGCAAAAAUGCACGGUGGCAGCGAAUUCGAUGGAAGCGCAGCAGCCUUCAUGGGCGGUGGAUUCAUGCCUACUCAAUCCGUUCAGCCUUCUUCUUCUGAUUCCUCCUCCUUCUCUAUCUCCAAAAAUCGGGAGGCGCGGUGCUUGUUUCCGCUGACUGUGAAGCAGAUAAACAACCUCACAAGCAAUGAUGAAUCUAAUCUCAUCAUUGAUGGUGCUGAAGUUAACAAUGUUACUAUUGUGGGGAGGGUAUCCCACAAGGAAGACAAGGCCAGCGAGUACUCCUUUUUAGUUGAUGAUGGGACUGGACAGAUUGAAUGCACCCAAUGGGUUCAAGAAAGCUUAGAUACGGAACAAAUGGGGGAAAUCCUAGUUGGCAUGUAUGUUCGUGUUCAUGGACACAUAAGAGGGCUGCAAGGCAGAAGGUUCUUAAAUGUCUUCUCCAUUAGGCCUGUUACAGACUUUAAUGAGGUUCCAAACCACUUCAUUGAGUGCAUAUAUGUGCACUUCUACAAUACCAGGUUACGGGGUGUCACUGCGCAGCCCCCAGUGGCAAAUUCAACAAAUACCUCUUUAAAGGGAUACCAAGCUGCCCCGCCAUAUCAAUCUUCUGCCUAUUCCAGUGCCGAUGGACUGAACAAUGCUAGUCAGAUGAUAUUAAAUUUUUUGCAGCAACCUUCGUAUCUCACCACCGAGGGAGCUCACUAUGAUGCCAUUGCCGGUCAGCUAAAGAUUCCAAUGGAUAAGCUCAAGGAAGUACUACAGAUGCUUGUUGACAAUGGCCUCGUUUACACAACUAUCAAUGAUGAUUACUACAAGUCCACUGUUAAUGCUUGAUAUCUAAUAUGCUGCGUUUAUUGUCAUGCUGCUGUGUAGCAUCUGUGAUUUGUUUAUUGUCACUGAUCUUUUUGAGAUCCAUUGUCAAUAAACCAAUGCAUCGUUGAGAAAAGUAGCACAUUUUAUUUAAGGUUGUUCAUGGAAUAUGCCACCUUUUUUUAUACAUG
Populus euphratica (Euphrates poplar) is the source of this 1055-nucleotide messenger RNA. RefSeq names its product replication protein A 32 kDa subunit B-like. Gene Ontology annotation, cellular component: site of double-strand break; nucleus; chromosome, telomeric region. The record is from RefSeq and is a predicted model, not a curated record. The transcript has 10 exons. Gene Ontology annotation, biological process: double-strand break repair via homologous recombination; DNA replication; nucleotide-excision repair. Lineage: Eukaryota; Viridiplantae; Streptophyta; Magnoliopsida; Malpighiales; Salicaceae. Bases 61 to 888 code for a protein of 275 amino acids. Gene Ontology annotation, molecular function: single-stranded DNA binding.